GUCGGAAAGAAAGACACAAGCUAAACGCUCGGAUCGAGACGCCUCGUCGUCGCUGAGCUUGUUUUUUUUCUCUUCGUAACAGAAAAUAAAGAUCAAAAACGAUAAAUAAAUCGCGAGUUGUGUGGUGUGGUAGAAGAAAAAAAUGUUACUACGAAUCGCUACUUGACGUGACUAAUUGAUAUUUAACCUCAACGAUAAACAAAUUCUUGCAACAUGUUUUAUGCGCAUUUCGUCUUGGCCAAAAAGGGCCCGUUGGCCCGGAUUUGGCUUGCCGCACAUUGGGAUAAGAAACUCACCAAGGCUCAUGUUUUCGAAACUAAUAUCGAAAAAUCUGUUGAUGGUAUUCUACAACCAAAGGUAAAAAUGGCACUACGAACAUCGGGCCAUCUUUUGCUCGGAGUUGUCAGAAUAUAUUCAAGGAAAGCAAAGUAUCUCUUGGCCGAUUGCAAUGAAGCUUUUGUAAAAAUUAAGAUGGCUUUUCGGCCUGGUAUGGUUGAUUUGCCCGAAGAACACAGAGAAGCUGCUGUUAAUGCAAUUACAUUGCCAGAAGUGUUUCAUGAUUUUGACACUGCAAUGCCUGAACUGAAGGAUGUUGACAUUGAAGCCCAGUUCAGUUUAAACCAAUCGAGAGCUGAGGAAAUAACAAUGCGAGAGGACUACGGAAGUCUUUCACUUGUGACACACGAUCAAGGUUUUGGGGAUAUGAGCUUUGAUGCAGAACCACCAGAACUAAUGCGCCAUGGAAGUUCGAUGGAACCUUCUCUUGAUCAGAGUCACAUGUUAUUUAGUGACGGGCCAGGAAUAGAAACGCAACUGGAACAAAAAGAAAAAGAACCAGUACCUGGAACAUCAUCAACGUCACAACCAAUGGACAUAGAUACGCCAAUAAGAGACGAUGGUUUUGGUGGAAAUCUUGGGCAAGAUAUGAUAUCGGGUGGCCUAUUCGAAGGAGGACUUUUCGAUGAAGCGCCGAUGGGCGAAGUUCCAGUGCCGGAAGUAAGCACUCUCGGUGAAGCACAGGCACCAGCCACGACGACUGGCGUGCCACCUUCCGCGCACGAAGACUCCGACGAGGAUAUGGGUGAUCAUUUUGGCGGUCCUGCGUCACCUAUGGGUGGCAUGAGCAGUACCGAUGGCUCAAGGCCGCCAACGCCACUCGCUCCUGGUGAAGAAUUGGAGGGUAGAGCGAGCGUUGCCAGUCGUCGAUUCACACCAGCACCGCCGGUUAUUCCAGAGGAACAUCCGAUGGACGUGGCUGAAGAGCCGCCGCCUCUCCAGGACCAAACCACCUUACUCCACGACGAAGAAGAGAGUUUUGCUCUCGCUCCUGUCGAUGCUUCAGCAUUGAAAGGCUUCACAAAAGCAAAACGCAAACGUAAACUGAUUGUUGACGAAGUGAAAAACAUAUCGGGCGAAGAAAUGAAAGCCCAACUUUCGGAUACGAGUGAUAUUAUUACGACACUGGAUCUCGCCCCACCAACAAAAAGACUAAUGCACUGGAAAGAAACUGGUGGUGUCGAAAAACUUUUCGCCCUGCCUGGCAGACCACUGCCUGCACGAGUCUUGUUCAAGAACUAUCAACGUCACUUGACCAGUAAAUCUUACGAUCACGAGGACUUUGGUCGUCUUGGUGUUGAGGAAGAUUUGCCUUUGGAACAGGUGCGGGAUGCGCCUGACGCAGAAUUGGGGCCUUUCGAGCAGAGUUUGCUCGCCAAGCGAAUGGGUAGAAAGAGAAAAGCACCGGAUGACGAGCAACCCGGUAUACCUCCAGUUUUAUCGACGUCGCAAUUACCGUCGUUGGAGGAACAACCAGCCUCUGUGAUAGCAGAAACACAAGAAACAUCACUAUUAAUACCCGCGACGCCUGCACCAGUGGAUGAAUCCAUUCCGCAGCCAGAAGUAUCAGUUCCAGCAGAGCCUUCAGUUUCAGACAUCAGUAGCAUUCUCCCCUCGGUCGAUAGUUCCGAAAUGCACGUUCCACCAACCGAAGAGGCGCCUUCGUUGCCAACGGAAAUGCCUCAGAUACCUCCCGCCGACGUCACCAACCUUCUCGGCGUUCCACCUGAGGAAGAAAUCCAACCACCGGCUUCUGUUCAGCCGGAAGUCGACGUACCUAUUUUGCCGAGCUCCGAACUUCCACAGAUGGAAAAUAUGGGCUACGACCAGGCACAGCACCAAGUUUCGUAUAUGGGAUACGAGGACCUUCAACAUCCACCAGCCCAUACGCCUGGUGCGAUAUCCGAAAGGGGACCAGCAACGCCGUGGAAUCACGAAGACUACGAGUUUCCUCCUUCCGUUGGACCGCAAGAGGAACAACAAAUGGACGAAACUUAUGAACAAUUCGAAGAACGUGUUCUUAAUAAAAGAGCAGCCCACAUGUAUCACGUAAUCAAGAGCAAAUUGGAUGGCAAAGACAGAUUGACGCUCGCUGAAAUGGCGUACAAAAAUAGUCGCAAACAAGCUGCCCAAAAGUUUUAUACGUUAUUAGUCCUAAAGAAGUUCCAAGUGUUGGAAUUGAAUCAAGAAUGCUCGUACGCCGACAUAGUGGUUACCAAAGGACCCAAGUGGGAGAAUCCAUCGUUAUAAAAAUGGAGAAAGAAGAUAAAAACAGGAAAUAGACAGCGUAAGAAUAUUAGGGAUUAUUAUUUCACCUUAACUUGGAUGGGUACAUUGAGCAUAUAUGAGAAUAACGGUGAAGAGAAAAAACAAAUUCAAACAGUGCUGUUCGUGUGUUUGUUGAUAACUAUGGACAGAAGAAAAGAAGAAUAUAAGAGCCGUGAGCUUAAAUUUAUAACGACCGGUAUAACGAGAUCGAUUUUGCUUUAGAAAUGACACAAAGGAAGAACGUAUUGCGCGAAUAUUUAUUUCGUAUUCAUUGUACUAUUAUAUUUUAUUUUUACUUAUUUGAAAAAACAUAAAAGAAAAAAAAGUUGACAAAAGUAGUCUCUAAGGCUGAAAAUAUUGAGAAAGUUGGGAGGGACUAGAAGAAAAAUGGUAAAAAAAAAAAUUAAAACAAAAAGAAGUAAAAGAUUAUAUUUCUACAUAAUGUCGAUUAAAAAUUCUUCUACGAAAAAUGGCGGAAUUUUUCUUACCUCCGUCUGCGAGGUCGCCAGACGAGCGUUGUUGUGUGCGCGCGUGAAUGUCUUUCGUCGCAUUCAUUAUUCAAUCGAAGGAAGAAGAGAGAAACCGAGUGCGUGUAUCAAUUGCGAUUUUGUCACCAACUUUUCUAUUGAUGUAGUCGGAGAUGCCUUUAAAUUUUUUCCCAGCAUCAACACUAUGUGUACUAGGAUCUCGAAUACAUAUCACUUCUUUAGAACUAUCAACAUUGAAAAGAAAAAAAGUACGUGAAGAAAACUAGAAAAGUUUUCAAAAAUAUCCAUAUAUCUCGGUCCCACAAAGCAAUUUUUUAACUUUCUUUUUGGGAUCGGGAUUUCCACUUUUAUGUUUAUGAUUCUGAAAAUUAUUUUCUAAUCAAUUUCUAUGUAUAUCGAUUGGAAAAUGAUUUAUAGUCUUGAUUUUUUUCAGCAUCCCGAAUUUUCUAUCAACUUUUUAUUUUUUGAAAAAAUUCAUCAUGCGCUCUCUAAAAAUGAUGAAACAAACGCUUUGAAAUUUUCUAUUCAAUCUUUGGUCCUUUUAGUCCAAGAAUAUCAUGCAUUCUCUACCUUUCUUCGUAUACUUAUACGUUCAUGAGCAAUACAAUAAUCAAAAGCGAUGAAUACUCAAAUGUCUAUAUCGAUUGCAGACAACUCAAUAUUUUUUGAAGAUGCAAUGAUCAAACAUUCAAAAAUAGUAUUGUAGGGGAUACGUUAUUUUCAUGAAAAUCGACAAAAAUUGCACAUUGUAUGGUUAUAAAUUGAACGAUACAUCGAAAUUGCAUACAGAUAAAAAAAGUUAAUUUCUUUUUUGGAAACACGCGAUAGCAAUGGAUGGUUCGAGGGAGGAGUUCGAUAAAACUUUCCAAAGUGUCAAGGUAUUUCAAAGAAAUACUUUGGGUAAGUGGUUUAUUGUCUGAACACAGAAACAAUUGUAAAAGUGGCAUCGUCGAACUGCAUCUCUGAUCGAAAACCUUGAGAACUCAGCAAAAUCAUUCAAUUGAUCAAGUUUUUAUCAUUGUCGCAUUUUGGGUCAGGAACUCAUUGGCGGUCCAAUGCUCGCAGUUACUGUUAAUCGUUAGGCAAAAAAAAAUCCAGAACAGUAUUAAAAUGUGGCAAAAGUUCUGAUAAUUGGAAAUUUCGUCGAAAUCCUCUCUCAAAAAAUGACCAAUUGAAGCUCAUUGAGUUUGCACCGUAAUCAUUCGCAUUAAGAAAUAAACAAUUAAGUACGAGGAUUAGAGGUGGUAUGUAUUCUCCAAAAUUUGACGUACAUAUAUUGAAUACUGGAUAAUUAAGUUUCGUCUGGAAGAGACAACGGAGAAGAAAAAAUACACAAGUUAUGUUGCUAGAUUAUAACAAAAUCAUUUUCAUCAUCAUUGGACAAAUGACCUCGUUACAUUUGAAUGAUUUAUAUAUUAUAUAUGUAUAAUUACGUACCAGCUAAUGUAGAAUAGUCCACACGAAAAAAAUCCGUAAAUGUAAUAUAUUAUGAACAAAAAGACAUGGGUUCUGACAAA
Venturia canescens is the source of this 4609-nucleotide messenger RNA. It is a transcript of the gene vtd, whose product is annotated as RAD21 cohesin complex component verthandi. Gene Ontology annotation, molecular function: protein binding; chromatin binding. Gene Ontology annotation, biological process: sister chromatid cohesion; replication-born double-strand break repair via sister chromatid exchange. Gene Ontology annotation, cellular component: cohesin complex. NCBI's taxonomy places the organism in Eukaryota, Metazoa, Arthropoda, Insecta, Hymenoptera, Ichneumonidae. The coding region runs from base 214 to 2586 and encodes 790 amino acids. The transcript has 13 exons. The record is from RefSeq and is a predicted model, not a curated record.